AUGCGACCCUCAGUAGGCCUCGUGGGCUUGCUGCUCGUCGUCGCUCCCUCAGUCCUCGCACAGAACAACAACAACAAUAACAAUAAUAAUAACCAGAACAACAAUAAUAACAACAAUAACCUGCCAAACCUCGCCUCUCUUUCCCAACCCGACGGACAAGGCGAGAAGACCAGCGCGGCAGCCAGAACAUCCGACCGAGCACAAGAGACGAAUGCUAGACAAUCACAACAGUCGAAUGCACCAGCAACGUCUGGCGCUAACAGGCCGACGAACAGUAUCUUCCCUACAGUCACCCAAGGGGGCUUCCGUCUUUCAGGCCUCCCCACGCUUGCCGGUGUCGGUGUGCCAGACCAGAAAGUCCCAUAUACCGGUGGAGCCCCGUUUAUGCACAAGUCGAAUCUUCCCGAUGGAACCGUCUUCAUUUGCGUCGGUGCUAUCCUCGCUUUCUUUGGCGCCUGUGUGCUCGCAUGGCGCGGCAUGGUCGCCUGGUCGCUGCACCGCUCCGUCAAGCGCGCUGCUAUGGCGCAGAACCUAGCUGACAUCAAAUCCAUGUCCGCCGUGCCCGGAAAGAAGCGCGGCAUGUACAACGUCGUAGGCGGGCACUCGAACUUGUCCCUAGACCACCUCGCUGCUGCUCCUAUCGGAACCUCCAAGAAGUCAAGGGGAUACUCACAAGCCCCUGGCGGCGCUGCGCCUGCCCGCUCGCAGUCUUCCUUGUUCUUUUCACCCACAGCAGGCGGCGCGACUGGUCUUCGAGACUCAAUCGCGAAUCGCUCGUCAAAUUAUCUUCCUGCGGGCUACUACGCAACGGGCAACGCAGCACCUGCUUCCGGAUCUCCGAUGACCCAGGUCGGCGGGUAUGGACAGAACCUGUCAGCCAACUCUUUAGCAACACCCGGAAACCGCAUGAGCGCACGAUCUGGCCUUUCAGACCAAGACUCGCCAUCUCUGCCACCCUCCCGUGGCAAUUAUAGCCGUGCCCCGCCAUCCCGCGACGGCAUUUCGCACUACAACCAAGGCCAUGGGAACGACAACCCGAGCCAACUGUCCCUCAACACACCUGGGGGGACGGCUGUACCGGGUGGCCGCGCACCGAGUGCCUAUCUCGAAGAUCUUUUUGAAAACCACGGUAACGGACCGAGGGAAAGGUACUAG
Molecule: messenger RNA, 1155 nt
Organism: Cucurbitaria berberidis CBS 394.84
Lineage: Eukaryota; Fungi; Ascomycota; Dothideomycetes; Pleosporales; Cucurbitariaceae
Exons: 2
Coding region: 1-1155 (384 amino acids)
Cellular component (GO): fungal-type vacuole
Source: RefSeq, a predicted model, not a curated record